AUGGCUUCCGCCGUCAUCACCGCCGUCGCCGCCCCCGCGUGCGCGCGCGCUCGUGCGCACACGGCGUACCGGCGAGCGAUGCCCCGCGCGCGCCCGUCGCCCACCGCGCUGGUCAAUCGCGAGCGCCGUGGCGUCGUCUCCGGCGUCGCGCGCGACGUCGCGCGACGCGCCGAGGACGAGUCGUCCAUCGGAGGAUCCACCGCUGGGUUCGAUGGGUUCUCCACCGCGACGAACGCCGCGGACGGGGGGCUGAUCGAUGACAUGGUGGUGGAGAUCAAGGAUUGGCUCAAACUGCUCUACGUCAAGCGGGAGAUGUCGUUCAACGAAGUGAAGUUGACGAUUGGAAUCGAGGACCCGCGAUUGGCGGAACAGAGAGAGCGGUACGGAAUUGAGGACGAGAGCGGGGUGAGCGCGGAGGAGAAGAUGGAGACGCUGGAUAUGAUUGAACGCGGGGAGCGGCCGACGGACGCGCGCGCGGUGGCGACGGUUUUGGAAGAGUUUAGGAAUUGGCCGGGACUCGACGCGGAGAUUGAUACGACGCAAUACGACGAGGGGCCGUCGAGAUACGAGGAGAUUUCUAUGCGAGCGGCGGGGAUCAAGACGGCGAAUCCUAGGCGCGUGCGCGCGAAGGAAGAGCCGGCGGAGGAGCAGAAGGAGGGAACGAUAUUCGGAUUCCUGCCCCUGUACCUGGUGAGCGCCGUACCCAUCUUCAUCACUAUCGCCGCCGUCAGUAUCAUGUUCUUCAAUUCGUUGCAAUAG
Ostreococcus tauri is the source of this 759-nucleotide messenger RNA. Its product is annotated as unnamed product. The record is from RefSeq and is a predicted model, not a curated record. The transcript has a single exon. NCBI's taxonomy places the organism in Eukaryota, Viridiplantae, Chlorophyta, Mamiellophyceae, Mamiellales, Bathycoccaceae. The coding region runs from base 1 to 759 and encodes 252 amino acids.